AUGACAUUCCUGGUGUCAAAUUUACCAGCGGAGGAGACAGUUCUCCUCUUUGGACCGCAAGCAUUGUCGUUAGAAGCCAGUGCACUCAAUGCCCUUCGGACAAAGAUUGUGGCCGAGGAGCGUCAUCGCUGGAUUCGACACACCAUAGCGGAUCUUCCCAGCGUCCUGCAAAGCGUCCUUCAGCAUUGCCCAGACCUUGCAAGACAGGCAACAUGGGCUUCCUCUGAGUUGCAACAGCUGAGUAGCUGGCUGAGUACCGGGAGCAGGGCGGCUGUCCUUGACGGUUCGACUUUGCCUAACACCAUUCUCACUCCUUUGGUCGUGACCUCGCAGCUGAUUCAGUACAUUGAAUAUCUCGACCGGAUACGGAGUUCCACAAACGACAGAGAUGAUUUCUUGCCUUCAAACCUGCAGGCGACUUCUGAGACAUUAGGUCUUUGUACCGGGCUUCUCAGUGCGCUGGCAGUAUCGAGUAGCAAUACAAGAUUGCAGUUGGAGAAUUACGGAUCGGUGGCCAUUCGGUUCGCCAUGCUGAUUGGCCUGGUUGUCGAUGCCCGAGAUCUAUCCGAGGCCCACAGCUCUUCGAAGUCCAUGGCCACUAGGUGGCAGUCGGAGGAACAGAAGCAGAAGCUACUAAGUAUUAUUGCUUCAGAUCCAGAGACAUAUAUUUCUGUCCAAUAUGACGAAAAUCGGGCUACUAUAACCUCUCCCGCUAUGAAGACCGGAGCAAUAAAGCAGGUCCUGAUAUCUGCCGGCAUUUCAGUGUCAGAUAUUGCCCUUCGAGGGCGGUUCCACUGGCACGGGCACGCGGCAGACAUUGAACCACUGAUCAAAUUCUGUGACAUUGAUGAGAGAUUUCAAUUUGCCGACACAGCGGCUCUCAUACUUCCAAAUCGGUCUUUCGCGAGUGGGACCCCCCCUCGGAGCCGGCCAUUGCAUGCAGCAGCUAUCCGAUCCAUCUUGGUGGAGCCUGCCCAGUGGGUGGACACAGUCAAAGCGGUGCAUGUCUCCACACUCAUUAGCCCCGCAGCGAAGGUUGUUUCCUUUGGCGCAGAACGAUGUAUACCGCCGUCUAUCCUGACGACACUGAGCGACCGAGUGUUGUAUAUGGAGGAGCAAGAUCCGAUUUCUCGCUCAGCCCUUCCUCGUCGCUCAUCAAGGGAUGAUAUCGCCGUAGUCGGCAUGUCGGCCAAAGUCGCUGGCGCGGAUGACCUGGAGGGGUUUUGGGAUAUCCUCUGCAAGGGUGCGUCGCAGCAUAAGGAAGUACCGGCUGAGCGCUUCAACUUCGAAACGGUUCACCGCAAGGUUGAUUCAAAACGGAAGUGGUUUGGCAACUUCGUGAAUGACCCCGACAAGUUUGACCAUAAGUUCUUCAAGAAGUCCCCACGUGAAGCCGAGUCCAUGGACCCGCAGCAGCGACAGCUGCUGCAGAUCGCUUACCAGGCUGUCGAGCAAACCGGAUAUUUCCAAAAUGCGAGCCCAGAUGUGCGAAUCGGAUGCUAUAUGGGUGUGUGCUGUGUUGACUACGAGAAUAACCUCGCCUGCUACGAGCCCAAUGCCUUUACGGCUACAGGCCACCUUCGCGGAUUCAUCGCGGGUAAGGUCAGUCACUACUUCGGGUGGACUGGUCCCGCCUUAACGAUCGAUACGGCCUGUUCCUCGUCAGCGGUUGCCGUCCAUCAGGCUUGUCGCUCCAUCCUCAAUGGCGAAUGCACAGCAGCAUUAGCAGGUGGCACGCAUGUUAUGACAAGCCCGCUUUGGUUCCAAAACCUUGCUGGUGCUUCCUUCCUGAGUAAGACAGGCCAAUGUAAACCAUUCGACGGUAAGGCCGAUGGCUACUGUCGUGGUGAGGGUGUAGCGACUGUGUUUCUGAAAAAACUCAGUGCUGCUCUAGAGGAUGGAGGCCAGAUCCUGGGUGUCAUCUCGGGCACGGCAGUCCAGCAAAAUGAGAAUUGUACACCGAUAGUGGUACCGAAUGAGCCGUCGCUGUCUAGCAUCCUAGGGUCUGUUCUGGACAAGGCCGGCUUAUGUCCCGAACAAAUCACUGUUGUCGAAGCUCAUGGCACGGGAACACCCGUCGGCGACCCUGUGGAGUAUUCGAGUGUCAGUAAGGCGCUUGGAGGACCGAGACAGUCCCAAAACCUGAUCCUUGGAUCGGUAAAAGGACUCGUAGGCCACUGCGAGUGCGCUUCUGGGAUUGUCUCGCUCAUAAAGGUCUUGCUUAUGAUUCAGAAGGGCAUAAUCCCACCGCAGGCCAGUUUCGACACACUGAAUCCAGUAAUUCAGAAAAGCCCGACAGACGGUAUCCAGAUCGCCCGACAGGUGGCUGCCUGGGAUGUGCCCUUCCGGGCUGCGCUUAUCAACAACUACGGUGCGUCAGGGUCCAACGCCUCGAUGGUGAUUACACAACCGCCGCCGACGUCCGCAGCCAUUCACGGCACCGCGACUACACAGCGGGUGCCCUUUUGGUUUAGUGCGCUCGACGAAAAAAGCCUUCAGGCUUAUGUCACAGCGUUUCUUAAAUACCUUCACGGGCAAAGAGAGCCGCUGUCUCUGAAGGACCUGGCGUUUAACCUAUCGCGCCAGUCCAACCGCUUCUUACAGCGUAGAUUGUUGUUUGCCUCCCAGUCAGUUGAGGAGCUCCAGAUGCAGUUGAUGGGAUAUCAGAAGAGCGAUACGAGUGUCAAUGCAAGUACCCGGCCAGCUCUGCGACCGCUGGUACUUUGUUUUGGUGGCCAGGUAUCCAAAUUCAUUGGACUGAGCCGUUCUCUGUAUGAGGAGGUUGCUGUCCUACGUGGGCACCUAAAUACGUGCAAUCGUCGCUGUAUUGCGCUUGGAAUCGGCAGCAUAUUCCCUGCUAUCUUUCAGCGGACACCUGUUGACGAUAUUGUCACACUCCAGACAAGUCUAUUUGCCCUGCAGUAUGCAUGCGCCAAAAGCUGGAUGGACGCUGGCGCGCAACCUGUCGCGGUGUUGGGCCACAGUUUCGGAGAACUAACAGCGCUCUGCGUGGCUGACUCUUUGUCUCUGGAAGAUGCGUUAAGCAUGAUUGCCGCUCGUGCCCGAGUGAUUAGGGACUUCUGGGGACCCGAGGGAGGGAGUAUGAUGGCCUUGGAAGGUGACCUAGACAUUGUCCAGCAAUUGCUUGUCACAGCCAACAGUACUAUCCCUGAUCAAGAGUCAGCAGGGAUUGCAUGCUAUAAUGGAUCUAGGAGCUUCACUGUAGCUGGGUCAACCCGCGCGGUGGAGGCCGUCGAUGCGUCUCGUCUUGGAAGCCCUUCGUUCGCUUCUGUCAAGGCAAAGAGACUUGAUGUCACCAAUGCCUUCCAUUCCAAACUGGUCGAACCACUGCGAAGCAGAUUGAAUGAAGCAACUAGGGGCUUGACCUUCCGGGAGCCGUCCAACAUCCGCAUAGAGCGAUCCACGAACACCCGCCCCGAAAAAACAAUCGACAACCCUGGCUCCUAUGUCGCCGACCAUAUGCGGUUGCCGGUCUAUUUCCACCAUGCAUUGCAGCGAGUGGAUAAUGAAUUCCCCAAUGCAAUUUACCUGGAGGCGGGAUCUAGUUCUACAAUCACCGUGAUGGCCAGCCGAGCAUUACAGGGUCUCGCAGGGAGACACUUCCAGGCCGUCAACAUCACUACAGACCGUGCGUGGGAGAAUCUAGUCGACACCAUGUUGAGUCUGUGGAAUGCCGGUCUAGGUGUCUCCUUCUGGGCUCAUGUCUCUGCGCAGACGACCCACUACGCACCCUUGCUACUUCCCCCUUAUCAGUUUGAGAAAUCCCGACACAGGCUAGAGAAUAAAAAGCAGCCGCAGAAAGAGUUUGUCGAGGUCUCAGCAAGCAGUGGUGGCACGGAGACCCAAAAGCUGCCAGAGACGCUGUUAAGCUUUGUGGGAUACCAAGAUCCAGAUUAUUACCAUGCGCGAUUUCGGGUCAACACCACAUUUCCCGAGUAUGAGAAACUGAUGACAGCACACCUCAUUGUAAACACUGCUCCAAUCUGCCCUGCCACUGUCCAAAUGGACAUAGCAGUCGAAGGCCUGAAAGCUUUGGUACCCACGAUCGGGUCCGAGGCCCAGCCGCAAAUCCACGGCGUCGACAAUCAAUCCCCCAUCUGUGCUGACCGGUCGCAAUCAGUCUGGCUUGAUCUCACAUCUGAAGACGGCCCAAAGAAAGGCAGGUGGCGUUUCCGGUUUUUCGGUACGAGCACAGCUAGCGACCAGUCACCUUCCCAGAAGCAAGCCGAUGCCGGCACCACUUUCACAACUGGAACUUUGAUAGUGCUUUCAAUGGAUGACGAGCAAACUCGACUCGAUUUUUCGCGCCAUACGCGACUAACAGGUCACGCGCGCUGUAUUGAUCUGCUUGACCACAGCGCCGAUGCGGACGAGAUCCUCCAAGGUCGCACCAUAUACAAGACAUUCGCGAAUAUUGUCGACUACGGCGAACAGUACCGAGGGCUUCAGCGACUUGUUGGCAAGGGCCAGCUUUCGGCGGGUCGUGUGUUGCGUGCCUACAACCCCAAGACCUGGUUCGACGCCCACCUGUCUGAUGCGUUUGCACAGGUCGUUGGUAUCUGGCUGAAUUGCAUGACAGAACGUGACACGACAGAGUUGUACGUCGCUCGAGGGUUUGAGAAAUGGAUCCGCUCACCUGACAUGGAUAGCCUCGGGGGCCGGCCUAACAGCUAUGAUGUUCUGGCGUACCACCAAGGGCCCCAGAAGAACUCUUGCUUAUCUGAUAUAUUUGUCUUCCAUCCAACUACUGGUCAGCUUGUCGAGGCGAUUUUGGGCUUCCAAUUUAUUAGGGUUCCACGAGCGGGCAUGGUCAAGCUGCUAACGCGGUUGACCCGCGAUGAGAAGGCAUUGGCGACGAACACGAAACUUGCAGAGCUUGUGUCGCCGAUCAAAGCAGUCGAAAAGCCUUCUCCUUCACAUAUUACCGACACCAAGGUAUCAGCUCCAAAGAAACAAGACAAGCGACCGGCGUCUCCCAAACCAAAUUUGUUCCCAAAGCUCAGUUCGAUAUUAGCCGAUCUGACAGGAACCGAACCUGAAGACAUUCGCAUUGACAGCGAGCUGGCCGAAAUCGGCGUUGACUCGCUGAUGGCCAUGGAGGUUGUAUCGGAGAUUGAAAACGCUUUCAAAUGUUCCCUGUCGUUGGACGACGUGGCGGACAUCACCACCAUGGCCCAGUUGGUGCGGGUUGUGCAAUCGACGCUUGACGAAGGCAAUAGCGAGGCUAGCUUAGAUCCUACUGACGAUGAGAAUGAGAAUCAGGCUUCUUCGCCGGCAGAGACAGAGUUGACCGAUCUCUCAGUCGGCGUUGGUGUCAACACCGCCGAUCUUCUCGCGUACUUCGCUGAAUGUCUGGGUAUAGACGAGGGCGAACUCUCCGUGUCCGCUCCGCUGAAGGACCUAGGGGUUGAUUCGUUGCUUUCUAUGGAGGUUCGAGGAGAACUGGAGGACAAGUUUCGAUUCAAACUUGACGAUUCUCUCGUACUUGAGGAGCUAUCGAUCGAGGAGCUGCAUCGUGAUCUACCCGGGGCUCAGGUAGCGCCCGAACUCCCCGACUCCGCUGCUCCUACCGCGUCUUCCCCCGCCCCUCAAGCCUUACUUCGCAGCGGGCCGGCCCCAAGUAACGUGCCCUCCACCAUCCCAGUUGAAGAUAUUCUAACUGCCUUCCGGGAGACCAAGGCAGCUGGUGACAGCAUCAUAACUUCCAAUGGCUGUUCCAACUACGUAAAAGAAGUGUUACCAAAACAGACCCAGUUGUGCGUUCUGCACACGUUGGAGGCUUUCGAGGAGAUGGGCUCUUCCAUCCGUGCCCUCAAAUCCGGAGAGAGGUUGACACUAUUUACCCCGCGUCCUGAGCAUAUUCCUCUUAUUGCACGCCUAGCGGAGAUGUUGGAGACUCAGUCUGGACUGAUAAAGGUGGUUGACGGCCCGGGGUUGACUGUUCGGCGUACCGAGGCUGUGUACCCAGCCGCCUCAAGCACUAAUCUCAGGGAGGAGCUGCGCCAGAAAUACCCAGAGUACCAAAACGUGAAUGCAUUGAUCUUUUAUGUUGGCUCGCAUCUUCAUCGGGCGCUGCGUGGCGAGAUUGAUGGGAUCAAGUUGAUUUUCGGCAACGUGGAAGGCAGGAAACUAGUAUCAGGCCUAUACGGUGACUGGAUCAUGAAUAUCUGCUACUAUCAGCAAAUGGAAGAUUUCCUUAGUCGACUAGUGUCCCGUCUUCCACCUGGAAGUGGUCCAUUGCGAAUCCUGGAAAUGGGUGCAGGGACAGGGGGCACCUCGAAAUGGCUUAUUCCUCUUCUGGCUCGGCUCGAGAUACCCGUCGAGUACACAUUCACCGACCUGGCCCCAUCGCUGGUCGCAGGUGCACGCAAAACAUUCAAGCAGUACGCAUCUAUGAUGAAAUUCCGUGCGCAUGACAUCGAACAAGAGCCAGCCGAUGAUUUGAUCAACACCCAGCACAUAGUAGUGGCGAGCAACGCUGUGCAUGCCACGCACAGCCUCGUCGGGUCCGCAACGAAACUGAAAAAGGUCUUACAGCCUAAUGGUAUUCUCAUGAUGCUAGAGAUGAUUGAACCCCUUUACUGGAUUGAUAUGAUCUUUGGCCUGUUCGAAGGCUGGUGGCUCUUCGCCGACGGGCGUCGCCAUGCUCUCACUCCUGCUGCGCGUUGGAGAACAGAUUUGCAGGCAGCUGGAUUUGGACGUGUGGAUUGGUCGGAUGGAUUGCUGCCAGAAAACACCAUCAACAAGCUUAUCAUUGCGGUUGCCUGUGAUCCGGAUCCCACUGAGAAUAUCCAGCAGAGUUCCUCAUCUCACAUCAUCACGACUGACCCACAUACGCUCGCAGACCGCAAAAGGGUUGUUGAUGAUUAUGUGCGCAAACAUACCCUGGAAUUUGAUAUUUCCCUUCCGGUGUCUGGCAUUUGUCGGCAGGCGCUUGGUCAUGGUGUCGUCAUUACCGGCGGAACAGGCAGCGUAGGCGCACAUGUCGUUGCACGUCUGGCCCAGAUGCCCUCUGUUACGAAAGUAAUAUGUCUCAACCGCCGCGGUCAGCAAGAGGCCCGAGAACGACAAAUGCAGUCACUGGCCACAAAGGGACUCUCCCUCCCUGAGGAGGCUCUUGCGAAAAUCCAGGUCCUCGAAACGGACCUCGCAAAGCCUCAGCUCGGGCUGUCGCUAGAAGCCUACAAGAAGCUACUCGAGUCUACCACACACAUUAUGCACAAUGCGUGGGCGAUGAGCAUCAAGCGGCCGUUGAUCGAAUUCGCCCGCGACCUCUCUUCACCAGGCGGUCCCCCGAAGCAGGACCCCCAUGUCCCAGAAGAGCGAUUUUCUCUUGAUGCGGUACUCCCUAUUAGCUGUGGGGACGCCAAGUAUAUCUGCGAGCUCAUGCUCGACCAUACACUUCGCGGUGACUCGCAGAGGUUCCACACAUCGACUGUGCGCCUAGGACAGGUGGGAGCAUCAAAUAUCUCAGGCUACUGGAACCCGGUUGAGCAUCUGUCGUUCCUUUUUAAAUCGGCACAGACCAUCAAUCACCUGCCUGAUCUGCAUGGGCCACUCUCCUGGACGCCCGUGGACGAUGUGGCUGGUACACUAGUCGAGCUCCUCUUUGUCGAAGACCCGUAUCCGAUUUACCAUAUCGAUAACCCAAUUAGGCAGCCGUGGCAGGAAAUGCUUCCCAUUCUUGCGGAUGCCCUCGGAAUCCCGCCGGACAACCGCCUGCCCUUAGACGAAUGGGUGGCUUGCGUGCGCGACUUCCCCGCAAAUGCCCUUGACAAGGAUCAAAACCCAGCCACCGUGCUAGCCGAUUUCCUUGAACAGGAUUUCCAACGCAUGUCGGCGGGUGGUCUUCUUCUUGACACUACCAAGAGUCGAGAACACUCCCAAACUCUCCGCGCAGUCGGCCCAGUGAGCCCAGACCUUGCGCGGAAAUUUGUCCAACACUGGAAGAGUAUUGGUUUCAUUGCCUAG
This is a messenger RNA of Penicillium hordei, 7992 nucleotides long. RefSeq names its product Type I Polyketide synthases (Type I PKS). Gene Ontology annotation, molecular function: 3-oxoacyl-[acyl-carrier-protein] synthase activity; phosphopantetheine binding. The transcript is spliced from 4 exons. Gene Ontology annotation, biological process: fatty acid biosynthetic process. NCBI's taxonomy places the organism in Eukaryota, Fungi, Ascomycota, Eurotiomycetes, Eurotiales, Aspergillaceae. The record is from RefSeq and is a predicted model, not a curated record. The coding region runs from base 1 to 7992 and encodes 2663 amino acids.